GGUAUGGUGGUUGAAACCUCCGUCUUCUUUCGAUGAAUCCGAGGAAACCCCUUUUUUAGUUAACACUUAAUAACUCACACAGUCUCUCUCUCUCUCUCUCUCUCUCUCUCUCUGUGUGUGUGUGUGUGUCUGUGUGUGUAUAAAACUUAUUCUUCAUUUCUUCUUCUUCUUCUUCCACAUUCCAUGGCUCAGCUUCUUCAGACUCCGUUCAUUCCUUCCUCCUCCGCCCUCCGCCGAAACGGCAUUAUUCCCCAACGGAGAACGACUAGACCCCUCGUCUUUCGGGCAAAGAUCCGGGAAAUUUUCAUGCCGGCGCUCAGCUCCACCAUGACCGAAGGCAAAAUCGUGUCGUGGAUCAAAUCCCAAGGUGACAAGCUCUCCAAAGGGGACAGCGUCGUCGUCGUAGAAUCCGACAAGGCCGACAUGGACGUCGAGACCUUCUACGACGGCUACCUCGCCGCCAUCGUCGUCGAAGAAGGCGGCGUCGCCGCCGUCGGAUCUCCCAUCGCCUUCCUCGCCGAGACCGAGGACGAGAUUGCUCAAGCCAUGUCCAAAGCUCAAUCACAUUCAUCUUCUUCUUCCUCACCCUCACCACCACCACCACCACCACCACCAUUGGAAUCUCAACCGGAGAAGGUUGUGGUUGUCAAUAAUGUGGGUCCCGUUUCUCCGGCGAAGGCUCCGGCGGUUUCUUCGAGGCAUCCAGCGUCGGAGGGAGGAAAGAGGGUGGUGGCGUCGCCGUAUGCGAAGAAGCUUGCGAAGGAGUUGAAGGUGGAAUUGGGGAAAAUCGUUGGGAGUGGACCAAUGGGGAGGAUUGUAGCCAAGGAUGUUGAAGCAUUUGCAAGUAGUGGUGGUGUUGGUGUUGAUGUUGGUGUUGGUGUUGGUUCUUCUGAGAGUGUUGAGUUGGGAAGUGUGGUUCCUUUCACGACAAUGCAGAGUGCUGUUAGUAGGAAUAUGGUGGAGAGUUUGGGAGUUCCCACUUUCAGAGUUGGUUACACCAUCUUCACUGAUGCGCUUGAUGCUCUCUACAAGAAGAUCAAGUCAAAGGGAGUUACUAUGACAGCGUUGCUUGCCAAGGCUACAGCACUUGCGCUGGUUAAACACCCUGUUAUAAACUCUAGUUGUAGAGAUGGUAAUAGCUUUACAUAUAAUAGCAGCAUCAACAUUGCAGUUGCUGUGGCGACAGAUGGCGGACUGAUUACACCAGUGCUUCAGGAUGCUGAUAAGGUUGAUCUGUAUUCAUUGUCAAGAAAGUGGAAGGAGUUGGUUGAUAAGGCCCGGGCCAAGCAGCUGCAACCUCAUGAAUACAACACAGGUACUUUCACUCUUUCCAACCUGGGAAUGUUUGGCGUUGAUCGCUUUGAUGCUAUUCUUCCACCUGGAACUGGAGCAAUAAUGGCUGUUGGAUCAUCACAGCCAACUCUUGUGGCUACCAAGGAUGGUCGCAUUGGAAAGAAGAACCAAAUGCAGGUCAAUGUCACAGCAGAUCAUCGAGUAAUCUAUGGUGCUGAUCUUGCUUCAUUCCUGCAAACACUGUCACAGAUUAUUGAGGACCCUAAAGAUCUUACUUUCUAGUCUCCUUUACCUACAUUCUAAUGGCACAUUUUCUGGUUAAAAAAAUGAAAGACGUUUCUUUCUGGGUAUGAUUCCUCUCAUCAUGGUUAUGGGUUAUUGAUUGUUGACAAGCCGUAAAUGAGGAGCCAAUUAAAGAACAGGAGCAGUGUUUUGAAUAGGAAAGCUGAGUUGUAGUUUCUCAAAUGAGAUUUUGUCAAAUAUGCCAUUUUCAUUUUUCUUUAAUGCUGUCUGAUUAUAAAUUUUUAAUUUUUUGGCUGUUCAUUACUGUCUAAUAAUCUGCAUUA
Molecule: messenger RNA, 1859 nt
Organism: Gastrolobium bilobum
Lineage: Eukaryota; Viridiplantae; Streptophyta; Magnoliopsida; Fabales; Fabaceae
Product: dihydrolipoyllysine-residue acetyltransferase component 5 of pyruvate dehydrogenase complex, chloroplastic
Exons: 6
Coding region: 184-1575 (463 amino acids)
Biological process (GO): pyruvate decarboxylation to acetyl-CoA
Cellular component (GO): chloroplast envelope; chloroplast thylakoid; pyruvate dehydrogenase complex
Molecular function (GO): dihydrolipoyllysine-residue acetyltransferase activity
Source: RefSeq, a predicted model, not a curated record